AUGAAGCCAAAGCUCGAAUCGAGGGCCGCUCCGGUACAAGAUCAGCCACCACAUUCGAAUCCUGCUACUAGACAAGGUAGGCGCCGCAAGGGAGUCGAUGAAAAGGCAACUAGCCCAAACCACGGGAGGGACUUGGCCCUGUUCCGACCGCCAGAGCCGUGCUAUGAUAGCAUAUCUCUGGCCUAUUUUGUCCGCCGGUUCGUCACUCCUGAUGCAGGCGACGGCUUUCCCGGCCACAUGACUUUUCUCCCUGAACUCUUCAACCAACACGACCAUGGCCUACUCGAGGCGGCCACGCUCAGCGUGGCGCAAAUGGCGACAUACAACCAAUACGGCAGUGAGAAGCUCAUGGUACAGUCAUACAAGAACUACGGCAAAGCGAUUCGGUUGCUACGGGACAUCAUCCAGUCGGAAGAGCAGGUGACGGACGACAGAGUUAUUAUGUCGAUCCUCCUCCUCUGCACACUCAAGGACAUUAGUGGACACGCAUCCGAUCACUUCAAUGAUCAUGCUUCUGGUCUCUUCUACGUCGUGGAGAAGAGGGGCCCAGCACAAGCUGCUACAAACGUAGGCGCCGAGCUACUCUUUCUGUCCCUAAUUCGUCUGCAAUCGCAUGCAUUUGUCCACGAGGACGAGUUCUUCGGCGACCCCGGUCCCAUCGCGAAUGCCUAUGGGUGCUUUGACACGCUCGUCAGUGCAUACUUUCUGAUGGCCAAGACCCUCUCCCUCCGGCGCGCUCUCAUAUCAUGCUAUUCGCGGCUCGAACCUGAAUCAAGUCAAUCGAGCAAUGACAUUCCGGACCCGGAGCGGGUCAUAGCGGAAUGCUUCGAGACACUCGACGAGUUCUACAAAUGGGACAUGGAGGCGCCGAAACACUGGCAGGCCGUAUUCGAAGGCCGGGCGCCACCGACGGCACUGGGCGAGGUGGGAUCUGGCUCGGCACACUACGACGCCGAGACGGCGUGUUCGAUCAUCUUGAUCCGCUCGGUCCGGCUCGUGCUCAUGAUGAGCCUCAUUGUCUACCACAAGAAGUUGCAAGUACUGGCUGGCUGGGAACAAUGCAACCUACCCCAUAAUGUGGCACUGGCGGGCUGCAUCCCCAUGCUGGAGCAGGACAUACGCAAGUGCAUCGACGACAUGCUGUCCGCCGUCCCCUCCGCCCUCGGCGACGUCGAGGAUCCGAGCGGCCAACGCUCCUCGAUUUGCUGCGACGGGGGCGCUGCCGUGGUCAUUGUCCACUCCAUCAGGCUGGCGGCGUCGUGUGCUUACGCGACCAUGGAGCAGUGUCGAAGAGCCGUGGAUAUCCUAUCUCGGUUCAGUUCCGGCAUUGGGGUUAGGUCGGCAGUUGGAGCGGAGCAGAGUUCCAGGAAACGGUGGAUAUGGGUACAGGAGCAGGCCUUUCUUGGACCGACGGCACUGAACACCUUGAAUAGCGGCCGGGUUGCUCUCGGGAAACCUCCGCUCGGCCUGAGCUAG
Thyridium curvatum is the source of this 1476-nucleotide messenger RNA. RefSeq lists its product as uncharacterized. NCBI's taxonomy places the organism in Eukaryota, Fungi, Ascomycota, Sordariomycetes, Thyridiales, Thyridiaceae. The record is from RefSeq and is a predicted model, not a curated record. Bases 1 to 1476 code for a protein of 491 amino acids. The transcript has 3 exons.